GGCGGUCGCCCCCCCCCCCCCCCCCCCCCUUCAUGGCCAAGCGGCGCGCGGAGCCGUUAGUGUGUCACGUGCCCGUUAAACGGCUCUUGCGGGAGCCGCCGCCGCCGCCCCGCGCUUUCGCGCCCGAGCGGCGCCCCCGGGGCGAAGCGACGGGCGCCGGCCCCGCCGCCCCGAAACGGAAGCUGGAGGAGGCAGAGGCGCCGCCGGGCAAGCGGCCCGGGCUGCGGGGGAGCAGCUCCCGCGGGGAGCAGGGGGACGCGGGGGGCAGGCGGCGGCGGCGGCGCGGCGGGCCCGCGGCGCCCCAGGACGAGCGAACGGCGGAGGGACGCGCCGGCGGCCGGGGCAAAGAGCGGGCCGCCGCCGCUGAGCAAGAAGAAGAAUUCUGUCAGUAUAACUCAUUCCUGUAUUGGAGAGCACCACUGCCUGCUAUUGAUUUGUCUGAUAUUCAGAACCUAGAUGGAGGGACUCCACCAGAAGCUAAAACUCCUUCAAGGACUGAUGCUAUGGAGACUGAAAUGGAGACCUGAUCAAUUGUUUCAUAGUUGUACAUCUACUUGCAGGAAACUUGUUUCUGUUUGGAUUCAGGUUUUUCUACUUGGGAGAAAAAUGAGCAUGCUUCUGCCUUUUUGAAGAAGUAGUAUUAUGUCAGUCUGCAAAAGCAAGUCUGAGUUGUCUUAAGUGGAUGGGAUAAUCACUAUUAGGUACUUCAUAGUAAGCUGUCUGGAGGUGUACAGUGUAGAGGAGGCUAUGAUGUCUAGCAAGAAUGCUUGAAAAUACGGAGGCAGGCUAAAAGAAGACUACAGAAAAUUAGAACUUUGGGAUGCAAUUAAAAGAAACAGGUGAAUAUGUUACAUGUCUAAAGGAAAUGGAAAAUCAUCUUGCCUGUCCUGAACAAAAAGAUAUAACUGUGGUACCUAAAAGUGAAAUAUUUAUAAUGUGAAUUUAUCAUAAAGCAUACAAACUCUAGCAAUUUUUAAUGUGGGGUUUUUUUCCGUGUUUAAUAGCUAAACCAAAAAGUAAGAGCCUACUAAAACCAGACAAAACAUUCCCUUUUCUAUGCAAACCAAAACCAAAUGUGGCAGGGAGGGGGAAGGAAAAGGGGAUCUUUUCUUCGCUGCCACUGUUGUGAAAGUUUUUCACAUUCUCCUUGUGAAAAAUUUUUUUCACCUUCUCCAUUUCACAUUACCCAAAGCAGUGGUCAGCCAGCUUUUAGGUUUUUGGUCCAUUCUCAAGUUAAUGCUAUUCUUACUCUUUGUGACAUUAGCUCUGAAUCAGUCAGUAGCAUUGAAAUGGCAGGCGUGCGCAGGUGUGUCAGGGAAAGUUAAUGGAAUAUAAAAUUGCCACAUACACUGACUGAGGUGUAGUUUUUACUGAGACUGGAUCUUGCAAAAAAUUUUUACAAAAGUUCACUAAAUAGUGUUUUUUGCUGUGAAAUAUGACUUAAUGCUUGUCUUCUGUAAUUUAUUUACAAGCUGAAGUACAAUUAGAAAUACUUGUUUUUAAUAAUAGACUGAAGUUGUAUGGGCAGACUGUCAGCCUUUGCGAAUGUGAUUUGUCUUUAAGGAUAGCAAACACUAUUUUUGCUGGAAUCAUCACUGAAGAAGGCAACUUCUGAAAUUUUCUAAUUUUUUAAAAGUAAUGUAUUUACUAAAGGACAAUAAAGUGUUGCCUGUGUGUAUUUGAAAACUUUGGGACUAUUACUAUGUAAAGUUCCUCACUUUUUUUCUUCAGAUUGUUGCUUCUAUAACUUUGCCAUUUUAUUAGGUCUUUCUGCCUAAAAUAGUCAGCUUGUCAGCCUUCUUUGUAAACAUUUGGAAACUUUUUUUCAGUAUUUGUGCUGUAAGGUAUCUGUAUUUGUUCAUUAAUAUUCAUUAGGGUCAUUAGAUUGUUAGGGUCUCUUAGUACCCACAGAAGAAAGGAGGUGGCUUAGUGACUCAAACAUUUCAUGGUGCUUGGUUGGAUGUGCUUCUGCCUGCUGUCAGAUUAGCUGGAUACAUAUUUAAACAAUAUUUAUUCUUCUCUCACAUUUUUAAUGAUAUUUUUAUAAGUCCAAAUACAUCAACUUGUCUUAGGAGGUACUUUAAAAAUGUUUUUAAAAACAAACUCCUUUUCUGGCAAGACUGCAAGUGCUAUUUCAUGUUUACUAUAACCAAAAUAAAUUAGUGAGGAAACAGA
Messenger RNA from Harpia harpyja (harpy eagle), 2175 nucleotides. RefSeq names its product chromosome Z C9orf40 homolog (gene CZH9orf40). The record is from RefSeq and is a predicted model, not a curated record. The transcript has 2 exons. The coding region runs from base 33 to 527 and encodes 164 amino acids. Lineage: Eukaryota; Metazoa; Chordata; Aves; Accipitriformes; Accipitridae.